Ilex paraguariensis (yerba mate) is the source of this 197-nucleotide messenger RNA. NCBI's taxonomy places the organism in Eukaryota, Viridiplantae, Streptophyta, Magnoliopsida, Aquifoliales, Aquifoliaceae. The record is from the annotation of a GenBank genome assembly.
AUGGGUGACUUGAAAGUAGCGGUACUUGGAGCUGGAGUUGUUGGUGUGAAUACAGUGUUGCAACUUCAAGAACAGCUACCAUCCGCAAAUGUUACUUUGAUUGAUGAUAAAUUCAGCGAUGAAACAUUAAGCUAUGGGCCAGCCGGUAUUUUUCGGCCGGGCACUCAAUUUGGUGGUCUACCCGCAGAUAUUGUCAG